Molecule: messenger RNA, 2901 nt
Organism: Mauremys mutica (yellowpond turtle)
Lineage: Eukaryota; Metazoa; Chordata; Testudines; Geoemydidae
Product: interferon-inducible GTPase 5-like
Exons: 1
Coding region: 13-1254 (413 amino acids)
Cellular component (GO): membrane
Molecular function (GO): GTPase activity; GTP binding
Source: RefSeq, a predicted model, not a curated record
UUUCCCAGGGUUAUGAAAGAUUCAAAAACUCACUGGGCUGAUUUGUUUUCAAAAUGGGGCAGGAAACUGCCUGGUCUGUCUGAGCAAGAAACUGAAAAAUUCCAGAUGGCUAUCAAAGAUGGGAACUUCUCAAAAGCCAUUUCUGUGGUGAAGAAGUCUGAUGAAUUGCUAAGAAAUACCAAACUCAACAUCGCCAUCACAGGAGACACAGGCUCUGGGAAGUCGUCUUUCAUCAAUGCAAUAAGAAGCCUGAAUGAUAGUGACAGUGGGGCAGCUGAGACUGGGCCGACAGAAACAACAAAAAGGCCAACUGCUUAUCCCCAUCCCAUUCACCCGAAUGUGAUUGUGUGGGACCUUCCUGGGAUCGGAACAAAAAAUUAUCCAACAGAAACAUAUGUAGAAGAAAUGAGCCUUGAUCAAUAUGAUUUUUUCAUCAUCAUCGCAGCCGGGCGUUUCACAGAAGCUGAUAACCACCUUGCCAAAGAAAUAAAAAAGAUGGGAAAGAAGUUUUACUUUGUCCGCAGCAAGGUAGAUGUGGACUUGGAUAAUGAACGAAGAAGAAGUCAUGAUUUUAAAGAGGAGAAAACUCUACACAUGAUCAGAAGUGACUGCAUCAAGCAGCUACAAGAAGCAGACAUCAUCUCCCCACAGGUUUUCCUGGUGUCGAGAUGGGACUUUGAGAAGUACGAUUCUCCCCAACUGCAGGAGACUUUGGCGAAUGAACUCGACACUCACAGGAGACACGUUCUCAUCUGUGCCCUGCCCAGAACCUCUGAAAAAAUCUUGAAAGAGAAACAGAAGGCCCUGCAGGAACAGAUCUGGAAACAAGCCCUGAAGUCGUGCGCUCUCGCUGCUGUUCCUCUCCCAUUUCUCUCCGUUAAGUGUGAUGUCAACAUCUUGGUGGAGAACAUGAGGGAGUAUUGCAAGUCCUUUGGCCUGGUGGAUGAUUCCCUCCAAUCACUUGCUAAGCAGGUUAAGAAGUCUGUUGCUGAGCUGAAGUCUGUGAUAAAGUCCCCUCUGGCCAAAGAUAUAACAAAAGAAGAGGCUUUGAAGCGGCUCAGAGAGGCUACAGGGGAACAUAUGAUGACAGUUAAAUAUUUUAUCAGUGUGGUACCACUGAUUGGCACUGGGAUAGCAGCAGAGAAAUCUUACAGUGUCACCUUUGAAGUGCUACAUGCGUUUUUGGAUGAAGUUUCAGAAGAUGCUCAACGAAUCCUGAAAAAGGCUUUGGAGGGAGCAGAGAAUAACCAAUAACAGUGUCGCAAGGCAGAGCUUCUCCCCAGCUUCCCAGGAUAAACUGCCACAGCCACGGUCUCCUUUCCGCAGUUUGAUUGUCCCAAACAUAAACAAACCAAGAAACAAAACCAUUUCUCAGGUCACCCUUCCAUUGCCUCUAGUCUGAGGGGUCUCUGGCAGUCCUGCUGCUCCUGCUUCCUGGCUCUCUUUCAGCCAGUCCCCGUUCAGCAGAUCUCUCUAGGGUCUGUGCACUCUGGGAACUAAGCCUGGCUCUGACUCAGGUUCGAGCCUCAGCCCCGCUUCCUUGCACACCCAAAUCAGUCAGACUUGGUCAGUGAGCACUCAGGAGCGGGUCCUAGGAUAUUGCUAGCGGGUGGGUCAGAGCCUGAGUCCUCUGAAACUCAGGUCUAAGCUCUGUCAUUCUGCAGUCUGGAUGCAACUCAUGCUGCAGACCCCAAUCAUAAGGUCUGCGUAGUGCAGUGUGGACAUGCUAGCAUAGCCCUGAGGCCUGGUCCAGCAUUUGUAAACCCAGGUUGAUCGCUCAAGUGCAGGCUUGGAAACACGGAGUCCAGAAGCUCAGAUCCCACAGACCUAGGUUUACCAUGCAAUGUAGACAUGCCCUCUCAGACCUGUAUCGCACCAGGAGCUGCCCCACCACCUUAAUUAGCCCAAUUGGGAGCUCCCAGCUCUUCGAAAGGAGGAUUAACGACAUCAGUGGAUGACGUAGGAAAAUGCUACAGCUGCAGUACUGGAACACCCAGAGUGCAGACAUGGCCUACGGGUCUGUCUGCACUACAGAGACAAUAUAUCAGCAUAGCUACAUCACCAUAGCUAUGUCGGCGUAGAAACGUAGAUGCAGCCCGUGCACAGGGAAAGGGUUUUUCCUUCGCUGUAGGACACCAGUUCCCUGAGUGAUGGUUUCUUCCAUCGCCACAGAUGUGUCUACACUGGGGCUCAGUCGGCAGACCUAUGUUGAUCGGGGGGUGCUAGAUCUGGGACGAGUCUGCCAGUUUCUAACUCUGAGGCAUCUAAACCACUCCUGGGGCCAGAUCUCUCCUUUGGUGUCCUUCCUUUGGAGGUGGGUGCUGCCGGCCACCUGCCCUAGACUCCAGAGCCAGUGUUGUGACCUCCAGAGCGCCCCAAGCUACUUGUCGGUAACCAGUAAAUUACCAUUUACCCAGCCUCUCCGAAGGGGUUGGCUAAAGUUUCUGUUCUCUGGCUGCAGUGCUGAAACCAGAGGCUGUUAUUAACCCUGUAACGAAGCUUUACCCUGAGCAGGGUUUGGAAGCGUCUGGCUGCUAAACCUGUAUCAGAGGCUUAAUACUCACUGAGAAAAUCACCUCUGCAAUUGACAACCUUGAGCUGCGGGUUGAGCUACUGCUGAUGCGUUUAAUCCCUGAUUUGCUUGAUUGAUGCGGAGUUUAGAUUUGCCUGGGUGUUCGGGAACCACCGACCCUGCUCAGACUGACCCGAGGUGCUGGGUUUGUAAUCACAGGGUGUUUCGGGCUGUCAUGAGAAUUAGUUCGUGUGAUGCUACAUAUCAACCUGUCGCUGUUGAUUUGCUCAAUGUUUCAUACUCGGUAACCAAUGUGGAUUCAAUCUCACCGCUCCAUGUACUCGCUGCUUGUGAUCUGAUCGUCAUUCCAAACCUCGGAGAAGUGCAUU